CGUCAACGUUCAGUCAGUACACAUCGGCCAUCUUUUUCCUCGACAUUAAAGAGUUGCAGUGAAUAAUUUCCGGAUCAACAUCAUGAUGAGAUCUACGACUUUAUUCUUUGCGAUUGCGAUCAGUGUGUUUGCUGGGUCCAGUUCGCUUAUAAGUCAAUGUUGGUUGUGUAACAGUGACGACCACAGUGACUGCUUUGGUAACAAUGUGGACACAUCAGCACUCCUUCAAACUCAUCCAACUUGGACAAGAUAUUGUGACAAUGGAUGCGCAAAAGAAAAGUUGACAGACAAUAGCGUGGUUGCCAGAGGUUGCUUUGAUGGACGCCUCGAGAAAUCCCUAUGCAAUACAUCUGAAGGUUAUUGCGCUAUCGACACCAACCCAAUGCGUCUAUACUGCAUUUACUGCUGCGACGGCAACAAGUGCAACGGUGCAGGUUCUCUCACGAUGAGUAUGGCUGCGGCUAUGGCUACGAUCCUGGCUGCGUUUGUUCUCAAGGCUUAGACUCUGACUACGGCUGCUAAUGGGAGACUUGUGGGACGCUUGGUGGCAGCAGACUUACCAGGUAAAGGCAAUAGGUCUCGGGAAUGAGCCCCUGCUCAGAACUACGUAAACAAUGGCAAUUGACCUGGUAAGUCUGCUGCCACCUAGCGUUCCAAAGUCUCCCAUUGCUACGGAUCUCCAAUAAUGAGGUAGCUAUAGCAGUCUCAGCAGAGUUGUUUACAUAAAGAAAGAAAAAAGGUUAUCCAUGCAUUUUACGUACUAUUCAAAUUGACACUGACUAACCCUCUGAGCAGCCCCGGAAACAUAUCAUAUUGGAUGGUCACUGGGCGCGAUCGAAAGGCAGAUUGCAUUAUGAGUAAAUAAUAACUGUCUUCGUUGGACAAAGUCCUAAUUAUUGUCGUUGGGAGACCGAGGUGACAGCAGACUCACCAGGUAAAAUUUCCAUAGACUAGCUAUCCCAGAGUGCAUUGUGACCUUAUUCACCAGUUAGCGCUUGUGCAAUGGGUAUUUGCGAAAAAGGUCUAAUAGUGGGGCGGCAUAGCUAACCUAUCGUGCAUUUUGUGAUAAAAGCAUCAAAUUUGGCACAGAUGUAGAGAAUAGUAUUCUGAACAAAACUGGAUAUUGGGCCAUCGCAAAUUCCGUCCCUAGGGGCCGUGGCGGCCAUUUUGAAAAAUGGCCGCCAAAUACUACUGUUUUAUGGGCAUAUUGGCUUAGAAAUCAACACCAGAAUUUACAAAUGUCAUUAAUAGGCACUUAUCAUCUUCUGAAAUGAUUGUGUAAUAAUUUAAGCAAUGUUAAAAGCACAUUAAAGGGGCAUUUUGCAUCUUAAAGGGGCAUUUGGCCACUUUUCACCAAAAAAGACCGCCAAAUACCCGUUUUAGGGGCAUGUUUGCAUACAAAUCAACACCAGCAUUUACUAAUGUCAUUAAAAGGUACUUAACAUCUUCUGAAAUGAUUGUUUAAUAAUUUAAGCAAUGUUAAAAUCAUAUUAAAGGGGUAUGUUGCAUCUUAAAGGGGGUAUUUAGCAACUUGUCAUCAAAUUCUUCCAUUUUGCAAUCAUCUUUUUCACAUAAUAAAAACACAGCAAAAUAAAAAACUCAGCAAAAAGCUCUGGAAUGAUAAACCUAUCCUUUUUACCCAAUUAAAUUAAAAAUUGCAAAAAUUGUUAAAUAUUAACACCCCUUUAACUCAUAAGUUAUGUUAAGAUCAGUAGAAUAAUAUUAUGAUUGUUUCUCAAGAACCUAAAAAAUGGUUCACUAGUCAUUAUCAACUAAAAAUGUCGAUGUCGGGAUUGCUGUACUAUUAUUCGGCCACCGGGGAUCACAACCAUGAUGGAAAUAUUGAAGCUACGAUCUCCCAUUGUGGUCAGUUCAAAUCAACUUGUCACAAGGCCCCUUCACAUUCCCCACACACGUCUGUGCAUUCAAAUGCAGAUAUGAUGCAUGUGCACUUUUCUCCACACAUUCUUGUGUUGCAGUACAUCUUACGAGUUCAUAGCAGGCUUGGGAGGCAUCUGGUAGUGUUUUCCAAUACGGUUCAAACAGACCAUCAUCUGUCUCGGUCCAGCCCCAUCUGGUGAAAGGAAGUGCUGGAUUGAGAAGCAUGAGACAGGAAUCUAAAGAGCUCUGUCUUGAUGCUGUCUACACGAAGACGUUCUUGCAAAUUCUUGGUAUGGCAGUUUCUGCAACUGCACGUCUGCGUAUGCCCUUCUCACGCUUUGCUCUAGCUGUACCUAUCAGGAAAUUGUCUAUAUACGCGAAACCAGAUCGACACGUGACGCUUUAUGAAACUGUGAGGUAAAUGUUUGUAAUGAAGUAAUUGUUUGUAUAUUUCUCAAAGUCCUUUCUGCAGCAGGCCUUAUCAUCAGUAUGAUAACUGAUCCAUCAAGAACUAUGCUGCUAGUCAUAGGAGCCUCAGAGUGUUCCUCACUAAAUUGUUCCAAGCACACAAGAAGAUCACUUUUGGUACAUAGAUACAGGUUUCUGCCACCAUAGAGUGCUGGGGAAAUGCUUGGUUCUCGUGUCAACAAAAUUCUUCCAGGUUUCCGUAUCUAUUCUGACAGUCAAUAUAGAGCAACUGAGCGAGAAGAGUGCCAGGUCAGAUUUAAGUGAAGUUAUCUGCUGCUUUCCGCUCAUGGUGGUUGGUUUAGUAAAGCGUUUAAACAGCUUCAGCUUACUGGAUGGAUCACAUCGUUGAAGGUUUGACCUUUCCAUAAGACAUUCUCUGAUGAAACCUUUGAACUGUUCUUAACCAUUUUCUUAGCAUGUUGCACACUCUGAACAUGGUCUGCAAUCUCUUACUAGGUCAGUGCUCCAUUCUCGAGGCAAAGCCGAUAUCACAGAGACAGGUGUGGAUGGCACACGAUGCCAAGAGAAGGGAGUUUGCAGCGGAUCUACAGAGUGGUGAGGAUAUAAUGCACUUCUUUAAGAUUGCCAAGCAGAUGGCAAGGAGCGGCAGGAUGUGACUGGUGCGAACGGUGUCAAUAAUGACGAUUGUAGCAUGGUGACGGAUAGUGACCUUCACUAUCCGUCACCAGCAGGUGUUGAGAAAAUACACGGAGCGGUUGCUUUAUGUGGAGAAUGAGUGAGACAGGGAGGUGGAAAGUGGAGUGUGGAGGGUCCUUUUUGCCUCCUCUGAAGCUCACCAAAUCUGGGAAGGCCGCUGGUCUAUCCGGAGUGUCAUGGUUAAUGAGAAGUUGAAGGCCUCUACAGGUGUCAGCUUACAGUGGUUGACGGCAUUUUGGCAGAAUUACACAUUCCCGCAUGCAGCACAACAUCUUGGUUCCCCUGUUUAUAGUGAGGGUGACCCUUUGGAGUGUGGCUCUUUCAGAACAAUCAAGAUCCUGGAUCAGGCGAUGAAUGUGUGGGAGAGAGUACUUGAGGUAUGGCUGAAGAAGCAGGUGGAGAUUGAUGAGAUGCAGUUUGGCUUUAUGCCGGGAGAGGAACUACUGAUGCCAUUGUCAUUGCCAUGCAGGAACAAUUUCUGGCCAGGAAUAAGACGCUAUACCUCAGAUUUGUUUAUCUUGAGAAGGCUUUUGACUGGAUACCAAGGAAGCGGGUUGGUAAGGAGUGGCUGACAAGAGCUGUGAUGAUGUUUUGCUUUGGUGCUAGUACGGUGGCGAGGACAGGCACAGGGGAUAGUAGGAGUUUUAAGGUGAAGGUUGUUGUAUAUCAGGGCUCGGUACUGAGCCCCCUGGUGCUUGCUACUGUUUAGAUGUGGUGUCACAAAGACGUGAGGCAAGUUGCCUGGGACAUGACAGACGACCUGGUUCUUAUAGCAGAGACAAGAGAGCAGUUACAGGCAAAGAUGGCAACAUGGAGAGAUUUUCUGGGUCUGAAGAUCAGUGCUGGGAAGACCAAGGUGAGGGUUAGUCAAGUCAGGGAUGGGUCAAUGACAAGCUCUGGUGUAUGGCCUUGUGGUGUGUGUGGGAAGGGUGGCGUGAUGGUAGUCUUCAUGCUGCCAGCGUCACGUUCUCCUGUAAGAGAUGUCGGGGUGAUAGUUCACAGCGUGAGGAAGAGAGAAGCGGGUCCAGAGGUCUGUGGCGACAUGUAUGAGCUAACUGGGUGACAUGCU
Asterias rubens (European starfish) is the source of this 4075-nucleotide messenger RNA. RefSeq lists its product as uncharacterized. Lineage: Eukaryota; Metazoa; Echinodermata; Asteroidea; Forcipulatida; Asteriidae. Bases 83 to 502 code for a protein of 139 amino acids. The record is from RefSeq and is a predicted model, not a curated record. The transcript has 3 exons.